UAGUAGUAUUAUGUUAUUUUAAAAUUGUAAACACGUUUUAGCUUUUUUCAUCCCUUUGUUAAGUCGCCUUUAACUUUGUGUGUUUAUCCCUCGUUGUCUCAGUCUGCGUCUGCAUCACAUGGUCCUCAUCUCUCUCCUCCUCCUCCUCCUCCUCCCAUUUCCCCGGCGCUGCUGCUGCUGCUGCUGCUACUGCUCCUCUCUCCUCCUCCGCGCUCUCCGUGCGCCACAGCGCGGCCAUGGUGGACUCUCCCAGCGCGAUGAAGAAGACCUUCUCGGUGCCGGAGAUCAAACCUUUGGACCAGUACGACUUUAACCGGGCCAAGAUCCGCGCCAGUGUCCGGUGGCUGCUGUCGAAGUCUUACGCCUCUGCAGAAACCAUUCCUGUUGAGUUGCAGGAGCCACUUUACAAGGACCGGUAUGAACAAGAGCACCUUAAGCCGGCUGUCUCCAAGCUGCUUCUCACCCCGGAGAUCUACUGCCGAGCGUCGCAGGGGUCACCUGCCGACACCUCCGCCCUCCUGCAGUACCUCAUUAGAAAAGGUUUCACUCCAAAGGUCCAGGAUGUUGAUGUCACAGAGGAAGAUCUCUGCAGUGUUCCCCUCAAGUUGAAAUGCCACCUUGCUCUGAUUGACUCUAUGAUGUCACUGGCUGCCAAAGAGACAGUCGGUCAGGUGAAGAUGGCGCUGGAGGCGGAGCAGAUGGGCGCCGGGGCUCCGUGGGAGAACGCUCUGCUGUUCUGGGUCAACAUGCUAAACCAGAAGCUGAGAGAAAGCACAGAGGAAGACGAGCCUCUCAAGUCACAGUCGUGUACAGAUCUGCAGCCUGCUCAGGAAACGUGUCAGUCCAACCGCUGGUACUGGAAACUAGUCCCCCAUGCUAUCGCUUUUUGUUUGAAGGAGUCGGGAAAUAAGCCACCAGUGAUCCGUUAUAGGAAAGAUAAAGUGCAGUCGAAGCUGACGCCUACUUUCCCCCUGGUUUCUGCGGUCAAAGAUCUGUCUAAUGGCUGUGCUGUAGCUGCUGUGUUGCACUUUUACUGCCCGAGCUUGCUGCCUCUAGAGGAUGUUUGUCUGAAGGACACCAUGUCGGUGGCCGACAGUGUUUACAACCUGCAGCUGAUCAAAGAGUUCUGUGAGACCAAUUUACAGAACUCAUGCUCCCUCGCUGUGGAGGACCUGCUCUACGCUCCACCAGUUCUCCACCUGAACAUCAUGAACUUCAUAGCAGAGCUGCUGGACUGGUUUGAGGUCAAGAAGCCUGAUUUUGUCCAGCCCAUACAACCCAUCGACCUCAUAGAUGUCUCAAGGUUCCUGGGCUGCACAAGUCCUGUCAGUGGGAACAGUAACAGUGGUUCUCCGUCUUUUAUAUUCAAACAUCCCUUUGUGCCCAUCUCGUCACCAGUGUCACCGGAGAACAAAAGUUGGACAAAGAAACAAAUCAGUCGUCCUCUGUCAGCAGUGACUUUCAGCAUCCCAUUUGGCCUCGACAGUGAUGUUGACAUUGUGAUGGGAAAUCCAAUAGAUUCUGUCUUUCACUCUGUCAGCACUGACAACCUAACCACCGGCAUCCCUGCAAUGACUCGUGUCCCAUACAGCCCUCCAGAGGACCUCAGCCACCUGGUCAGUGCUUCAGCCCCAAUGCAGAGGUCUUCCUGGGGACCUUAUGCACAAACGGCACCACUAGGAGAGCUGCCAACUAUUGAGGAGGCACUACAGGUGGUGCACACUCCCAACAGCAAAGGCGUGAAGAAGGUAAGGAUACCAGAAAAAGGUGGAGGGGUGUUUGGAGGAAAGCCGGAGCCCAGGUUACGUCCUGAGGGAGCCCCUGCUGGUUUCUUCCUGCACUGCCUGGAGGAAGAUAAUCCUCAGCUCAGUAGCUCUGCUCCCAGUCGCUCUGGAAUUCUCUACCGGCCUGUUGGAGGAGGGGUGGGUGGUACAGAAAAGCAAGGAAGGGCAGAGAGGAGAGAGCGAUCAGGGCGGAGCUCUGAUAUGUCACGUGAUGAUGACUCUGUUCUAAGAGAUGGCAGUGUUGACUCCUCUGAAGCAUCGGAUGAUACCCCCAGAAAUGCCCCGGGUAAUAUUCGACCUAGUAGUGGUCACCAAGGAAACCACAGCACCAGCAAUAGUCCACGAAUGACAAGCUUUGCUGAGCGACGAGACAACAGGAGGCGACAUCCUGCUGCUCCUGGUGAGGAGUCGACAUCUACUCCAACCCAAGGAACUCCAGGAACUCCGGGAACUCCGGGAACUCCACACACACCCUCAACCCCAGCUGGUGCACCUGGCCAUCAGGACAGCCCAGGUCCCAGAUGCCCUGAACCAGGCUCUGAGGCCUGGGAGUUGGGUGCUCGUCUGGAGGAAAAACGGAAAAGCAUUGAAGCUCAAAAAAGGCGCAUUGAAGCCAUAUUUGCAAAACACAGACAGAGGCUUGGAAAAAAUGCUUUCCUUCAACUAAAAAGAGAGCAAGGAGAGGGAGGAGGGCAGGCAGCGGAGGAGGAUAGUCUCACCCUGGAGGAGCGCCUUACCCAGAUGGAGGAGCAACUAAAACAGGAAGAAGAAAAGGAAAAAAAGGAGGAAGAAAAAGAUGGCAAUAAAGAGAAAGAGAAUCCAUCUGUUUCCAAUCCACCACGAUUAGAGAAGCAGGUCACUUUCUCUAUUGAUAGUAAAAAGGGAACAGAAAAAGAGAAAGCAGGUGAAGCUGUUUUUGUGGAAUACAAUGAAGUGGUGAAUAAACUGAGUGAAGCCCUGCAGUCACUGCAGAAGGACAUGCAGAAACUCACAGAUCAGCAACAGCAGCUCAUGAGCAACCAAAGACCUAUAAAUAACCACAAGACCACUCCAAAAUCAACACUUAGAAGUAACAUCCAAACACCACCUAAAACUCCUCCACACACUCCAACAAAGACCCCACCAAGAACCCCGACAAAGACUCCGACCAGGAGCACCAGUAAAGGCUGGGUAAUCCCUACUAAUCCCAAUGUCCCCACUGCUUCUUCUCCGUCACGACGAUCUAACAUUCAUUCCUUGUCCACCUCUCCAAAAACGGCCAUCUCUUCCUCUUGCCCCGCCCCUCGCACAAAGAUUCACUCCUCCACACCUCGCAGCCCCAAACACCACCAGCGUCUGCAAAAUCAGCGCCCCCAUCCACGGCCUUCUGAACUCAAGUUCCCUCCACUCAACCGUGUCUUGGCUCCGACCCAGACUGUGGACACACUCCCCCACUUACGCCGUGUGUCGCCCAGCAAAUGUCAGGUUCAGACCUCCUCCUCCUUCCGUAUUGGUGGCCCCCAGACUCCUCAGGCAUCUCCUCAGCCUGCUCAGCAACUACAGCCUGAUGAGAGCACAUCAGAAACAGGCUCCAGUGAAACACCAACCCAAUUUAGUCUGGAGCUGGAGCAGGAGCAGGAGGACGUGGAGGCUGUUGGAGCGCUGCCGGCCCCUUCACAGACCAGGCAAGAUCAUCCCAGGGCUGCUUGUGGCAGCAGCUCUGGUGCUCCGUCAGAGUGCUCAUUUGAGAGUGAGACUUUGUCCCUCUCUGCUGCAUACAGCACAGGAGGUGAAGGGGGGAGACAUGGUGGUGCAGGGAAUCGCUGCAGCCUGAUUGAGGUGUCGCUGUCAUCUCUUGGAGGGCCUGAGGGGGGCAGUGAUGAACCAACAGAUGAGGGGCACGAAUUCUCCUCUGAUUCUAUGAGUGAUCACACUGAAUCUGCUGCAGAACCAGUGAGGAGGCUCGCCCCAGAACUCCUCGAUCCUAUAGAGCAGCUGAAUCUUGGAGCAGAAGUUACAGACUCCCCAGAAGAAAAAACAGAAUCCAAAGACGAUACAAGACAAACACAGAUGUUGGAACCAAGUGCAGAACAAAAUGAUCAAGAUACCAAAGGAGGAAUAGGAUUCUUCUUUAAGGAUGAGGAGUUGUAUCAUGAAGGGGAGAUGGCCCAGCGUAAAGCUCUUCUACUGGAGAGACAACAAAGGAGAACAGAGGAGAUGAAGAAGAGGAGACAGUGGCUCGAGCAAGAAAAGGAAAUCAGACCUACGUCUUCAGACAGGAGAAUAGCGUCUCCUUCAAAUACACCACCGGCAGGCACCACCUCCCCUUCCCCUACUCCUCCUGCUACUCCAGGCGCCCGUUGGGGGGAUUUCACACGAGGGGAGUAUGCGCUGCGACAUCAGCUUAAGAUCAUGGAUGACUUGGACAAAAUGAUGCGGCAGAAAUCUUCCAAUCAGGGACGAUCUUCAGCAAAGAAAACCCGUUCUCGGCCUCGAAGUAUGACCAGGGAGGAAACUAAGCUGUCAUUGAGUCCAGCCAAAGGAACCGCGGGGUCUAAGUUGAACAAAGUGUACUCUCACUCCUCCCUCACCUUGGCAGCAACGGAUGAGCCAGGAAACGUUGGGAGUGACCACACUAAGAAACCCCAAAGCAGCCGCCAUGAUUCACCUUCAAGAUGUGUGACACCGAGUAAACUGGCCAAUCAGAGCGGAGAAAGGGACUUGGAGAGUGGUUCUAACGGAGCGUCACCGGCCCUAGAAUACACAGGUCCAAAGCUCUUCAAAGAACCAAGCUUCAAGUCCAACAAAUUUAUCAUUAAUAACGCACUCUCUCGCUGCUGCCUGGCGGGAAAGGUCAACGAGACACAGAAAAACAAGAUAGUCGAGGAGAUAGAGAAGAGUCCUGCCAACCACUUCCUCAUCCUCUUCCGUGAUUCCAGCUGCCAGUUCAGAGGUGUUUACACCAUGAACCCUGACUCUCAGGAGCUGGUGCGACUGGCCGGAGUGGGUCCCCGGACAAUCGGCUCCACCCAGGUGGAGGCCAUCUAUAAAUACAGCUCGGACAGGAAGCAGUUUAGUGCCAUCCCUUCAAAAACUAUGGGUAUGAGUGUGGAUGCCUUCACCAUCCCCGGCCAUCUUUGGCAUGGAGGAGGAGGAGCAGCAGGAGGAGGAAGCAGGAGAGCAAGCAUUACUAAGAAGGCGGUUAUUACCAAGUGAGAACGUCCCUGUGACUAAAGAAGAUGCUGCAAUCACACUGACUAUGGUGAAAUGUAGUGUCGUGAGAAUUGAAAACAGUACACACAUAAGCCGUGUUAUAGAUACACCUGUUCUGCCCUUGAAUUUUGACAAAAUAUUUCAAAAUAAAUUACCCAACUAAUAAAUGCAUCAAUAUAAAGCAGCCACACCAUGUAUCAAAAUAAAACACUGUUCUUUUGUAUUUUCAAAAAUACAAAAAAAUACUUUGCCACAGUGAGGCCGUUUGUUUUGAGGCGACCGUUUCUCACCUUUAUCAUCCGUCCCCGUCACUGGAGGACAGUGUCUGAGAGCAACAGAUGAAACAUUUGACAUCACAAUAUUACCAUUUGACCACCCAGAUUAAAAGUUAGGUAAAUAACUCAGGUUCAAGGAACUCUUCCUUGAGUGUAUUUAUUAUUUACUUUCCAAAUACGUUGUUCGAAAAUAUCGUCAGACACUUUGAGGUAGGACCAAGGUUAUAAUAGUUUUGGAUUCUUCAUUACUUUAUUUUUUUUUAGAGCGGGUUUGCUAGUUUUUUUCCAGGUGCAAGAUUCUAAAAAGUCAUUAUAAAGUAUUAUGUCAUAAAAACCCAACAAAAGACGCCACUUAGCCUUAGUACUCACAAAGGGUGCACCCUUAGUAAAUUGCCACGGUGAUAAUACACAACUCCUUAUAUUAUUAAAAAAUAAACACGUUUUAUAUGAACCCAGAAGGAUUAUGUAUGAAAUAAAUUUACAAAGACUAAGCACAUCACUACAAUUUUAGUUAGUUUUGUAAACCCACAAUUCAGUUUCAUUUAGUUGUCGUUUAUCUUUGAACUUUUCUCUUUCAUUAGUUUGCAGUAACUAUAAUGACCUUGGGUAGGACGUGACCAUGUCAAGUCUGGACACGCCAUAGCAUUCGCUGAAGGAUUGAGAACAUACACAGAUUUAAAGUCCAGUCUGGACAAAUUCACGUAAAGCACCGUGUCGUCCAAUCUGUGUUCUUAUGAUGUCUCAUACGUUGUCUCAAAGGAGGUAUUUUACAGUGUUUUAAAAAGAAAAAAAAUACAGAAAACAGACUCGCUCUUAGCCACAGUGUGCAAAAGGAAGGUUUUGUCACAUCACUAGGUUCAAUAUUGCACAAGUAAGAGUUACUUUUAAAAAGUCUCAUUACUUAUACUUUUCAUUGUUUGAAGUACAAACUUGAAAAAACGUUUUUUCCUUUUAGAAGAAAAUGGAAGUUGUUUACUGGAAAACUUCCUCAGACGUUACUGUCUGUUCCCUCUCUCUGGUACGACACCAGUUUUAUACACUGAGCCAAACAACAACAGAGGAAAAUGCCUUUUUUGUGUCGGUGACACUCACUGACCUGACUUUUUGUUUUCUACAACCCUUGUAUAUUUAUUUCUGCUCACAACUGUCAGCAGGUGGAUGGAAGCACAUUUGAUUUGAUAGCCAUAACCGUGUGAUGCAGAGGUGAAGAGUCACGUGACACAGGUCACAGGUCAGUACAUGGAUCACCACAGCAGCAUGAAUGGUUAUUUACUCUUCUCUGUGUGGUUUAAAUGAUAUGAAAGCAAGAGCUCACUUGUGGUUGUGGUGAAACGAUGUUGAUUAUGGAUAAACUGUAUAAGCGAAAAUAAUUUUUGUACAAUGAAAGAUGAUGUGUUGCCACGUUUACGUUUAGAAACACCUGGAUUCUUUCACUCUUGGGCAAACAGAUUUUUUUCUUUUUCUAUUUGAGAUCUGGAUCUUACGACGGAGAAUUAGGGCCAAACAAAUCAAAUCUUUCGAGAAUAAAAGCAUAAUAUUAUGACUUUAUUCUCACAAUGUUACUAUUGUAGUCUCAUGACUUUAUUCUCAUAAUAUUACGACUUUAUUCUCGUAAUAUUACGACUUUAUUCUCGUAAUAUUACGACUUUAUUCUCAUAUUGUUACAACCUUUUUCUCGUAAGGUUACGACUUUAUUCUCCAAUGUUACAACUUUAUUCUCAUGACUUUCUUCUCGUAAUAUUACGACUUUAUUCUCGUAAUAUUACGACUUUAUUCUCAUAUUGUUACAACCUUUUUCUCGUAAGGUUACGACUUUAUUCUCCAAUGUUACAACUUUAUUCUCAUGACUUUAUUCUCGUAAAAUUACGACUUUAUUCUUGUAAUAUUACGACUUUAUUCUUGUAAUGCUACGACUUUAUUCUCUUAAUGUUACGACUUUUUUCUCGUAAUAUUACAACUUUAUUCUUUUAAUGUUACGACUUUUUUCUCGUAAUAUUACAACUUUAUUCUCUUAAUGUUACAAUUUUUUUCUUGUAAUAUUGCGACUUUAUUUUCAUAAUAUUAUAAAAUGAUUCUCUAAAUGUUACGUCUUUAUUUGUGAAAUGUUACGACUUUUUCCUCAAGAUGUUACGACUUUAUUCUCAUAAUGUUACGACUUUAUUCUGGAAAGAUUAAAUAUUUUUUUCCUUUUCAGUUUGAUCUCUAAUUCUCCAUCGUAGGAUCUAAUUUGGCAGAAAGUCUAAAUUUCUCUGUUGUGGGGCUGCAAAUAAUAAUUACUUUGGACCACAAAGUGGAGAACCUGCUAUUGUUUUAAAGUAAUAAUUAGGUAACGUUUGUGUUGGAAUAAAAAAAAGUUUUAACAAGAUGUUGUUCAUUUCCUAACAAAUGAAAAGACUCAAUAAAGGAUUCAGAAGGAUUUGAAUUAUUAGUGAAACACUGAAGAACCUGAUUCUCUGGUGUGUACGGAACUUUUUUUAAUUUCAUGUAUGAAAAACAAACGGAUGGAUUAAAGUCAACACAUCAAA
Molecule: messenger RNA, 7776 nt
Organism: Solea solea (common sole)
Lineage: Eukaryota; Metazoa; Chordata; Actinopteri; Pleuronectiformes; Soleidae
Product: calmodulin-regulated spectrin-associated protein 3-like
Exons: 19
Coding region: 237-4979 (1580 amino acids)
Biological process (GO): neuron projection development; cytoplasmic microtubule organization; negative regulation of microtubule depolymerization
Cellular component (GO): microtubule minus-end
Molecular function (GO): calmodulin binding; microtubule minus-end binding; spectrin binding
Source: RefSeq, a predicted model, not a curated record